Nezara viridula (southern green stink bug) is the source of this 2652-nucleotide messenger RNA. NCBI's taxonomy places the organism in Eukaryota, Metazoa, Arthropoda, Insecta, Hemiptera, Pentatomidae. The record is from the annotation of a GenBank genome assembly.
AUAAUUAUUGCCAUCGCUUGGCUGUCAACAUUCGGGCGAUAGCACAUACACUUCACAUCUCUCCGAUUCAGUAUUUUGUUUUAUUUGGUUGAGUCGGUCGCUCUAGUGCAGAAUGACGCACUGCAACGGUUAUAUUGGCAAGCGCAACGAUGCCUAUACUCAACUUUACGCUUACGAUGAUGUUGCAGAUCACGAGAUGAUUGGAGCUUUCGGGUUCUACACGAAGUUGUCCAUACAGCUGGGCUUCGCUCUGGUAGCAGUAGCCCUACUUUGGCCUGCCAUGCUCUCAUACAUUAUAAAACAGGAAAUGCAGUUGUCACCGGGUUCAAAAAGUUUCCAACACUGGAAGGAGACUCCGGUACCGAUGUACAUUGACGUGUAUUUUCACAACUGGGAAAACCCGUAUGACAUCCUUACGGAAAAGCCAGUUUUCACUCAAAUGGGACCAUACAGAUUCUACGAGAAGAGAACUAAAGUUGACAUAACGUGGAACGACAACGGCACGGUCAGCUACCGCCAGACCCGACAUUGGUUCUUCGAUCAGGAGCACUCGAACGGGACCCUGCAAGAUCAGGUUACCAACAUCAACAUGGUGCCACUUGGUUUGGCUCACGUUUUCCGUUUCAAGAAAGAGUCUGAGAAGAGAAGCCUGUCGUACGCUUUGACCCUGAUGAACCAAAAGCUUUGGAUGACGAAGACCGUCGAGGAGCUGCUCUUCGAAGGGUACCAUGACAGCAUUCUCACAGUGAUGAACCGCAUGCCGUUCAUCACUGGCGGCGUUCAAGUUGCAGACAAAUUCGGUUGGUUCUAUGAGAGGAAUGGAUCGAGGAGUGUUGACGGUGUCUUCAACAUGGACACGGGGGCCAAUGACAUCAAGCAGGUUGGCCAUAUCAAGUCUUGGAACUACGAAAACACAACAGGCUAUUUCAAAGAUAAAUGUGGCAAGGUUGACGGAACUUCCGGAGAGGUCUUCCCUCCAUAUCUCUCCAAAGAGGACACCAUCGGACUCUUCUCCGGAGACCUUUGCCGAACCAUUUACCUCAGCAACGGACAGGAGACCUUGGUGGAAGGCGUUAAGGGUCUUCGCUACGCUGGAGGAACCGAUCUGGUGGACGCUGGAGCAGUCGACCCCAACAACUCCUGCUUUCAGGAGGGCGACCCAGUGCCUCUUGGUCUCCUCAACAUCACCAGCUGCAGGAAUGGCCUUCCUGUCUUCAUUUCCUACCCACACUUUUACCAUGGUACAGAAGAGUUGGUGAACAGCGUUGAGGGCAUGGAGCCCCAACAGGAGAAGCACGAGUUUAGCAUCACAGUAGAACCAACCUUCGGAGUUCCUGUUGAUGUCAAAGCGAGAUUUCAAGUUAAUCUGAUGGUUGAACCUUCUGAGGAUAUACUGUUGUACAGCGAUGUUCCGCAGAGGUACUUUAUGCCCAUCCUCUGGUUCGACCAACGCGCCAGACUGACUCCGGUCCUCGCCGAUGAAGUGAAGACGAUGGUCAGCAUCUACACAAUCACUUCUUCCCUCGCCUUCUGCCUCCUCAUCAUCGGCACGAUCUUAGCGGCUGCGGGUAUCACAUCGGCUUGCCGCCGGUUCCAGAAGAAUGCCGUCACCAAUGCAUCCGCACCCUGCCCCUGUGGACCCAGUGUCAUCAGCAGGAUCGACGUUUAAAGGCUAUCAUCUUCAUUGUUGGAGGAUGUCGCGAUAGAUGUCCGUGUCCUAUUUCGUUCUGUCUGCUGUGCAGAUUUGUCUAAAACCUUUUCUGUGGGUUGUUAUAGAUCCCGUUCCGAAGGGGUUAAGUAAUGUAUGACGAAUGAGAGAUUUACGGUGAAAAAGGAAUAUACGAUGUACGAGGAAUCGGUCUUGCGAAUGUUUUAACGUUGAGUGCCUUAUAUAAAUUGUUUAACGAAAUUUUAUAUUGAUUAUUAUCCUCAAACUUUGAAAGAUCUGAUAGUCGGUUAGGUGCCAAAUUUAUUAAAGAUUAAAGAUUUCUUAUCCAUGCCUUACCUACGCAAUUUUCUUGGAAAUUCACUAUUUUCUAACAUCUUGGAUAACUUUAAAAUAUUUCUGAAAAAAAUAUUAGAAAUUCUUUAACGUUUCUUGAAAUUUGAUACGCAAAUAAACAAAUGAAAAACAAUUAUGACACUGUGAAAAUGUUACGAAAGUAAAUUAUUUUUUAUUUAAUAUUAGAAAAAAUAAACGUAAAAACGUUUCUUACACCAGCAUAGUAGUUUUAAAACGAGUUAAAAUAGUUGGUAUUUAUUUGUAUAUAUUUUAGUAAUGUAAGGCGUUAAAAUAUUCUAAUUAGAUACUUUGCCAUAAAUGCUUUCUGGAUAUUGCUGUUGAUUGCUGGAAAUAUCUGCUUUUAUUAUAACUAACAUAGGAACCGACAAGCUUUGGAAGGUGAUACUUUCAGCUAACAUGUGAUAUUAUAAAACUAUUUAGCUGCUUAAAAUUCGAAAUUUUAAUAAACUUACUUUCUAUCGUUAUCAACUAAUUAGUACUUAGUUUUUUUUUUUGAGAAGGCAUAAUAUUAAGAAAUGUAGUAAAGUGUACAGUAUUAAAUGUGACCACUAGUAAAAAUAUUUAUGCUUAUUUUAUUGUUAUUUUAUAUUUUCGUAUUUUUGUUACGACCAAUAAAUCAUUAAAAAAAA